Messenger RNA from Patiria miniata (bat star), 2867 nucleotides. Its product is annotated as cell division cycle-associated 7-like protein. Gene Ontology annotation, cellular component: nucleus. The record is from RefSeq and is a predicted model, not a curated record. Gene Ontology annotation, biological process: regulation of DNA-templated transcription. Lineage: Eukaryota; Metazoa; Echinodermata; Asteroidea; Valvatida; Asterinidae. The coding region runs from base 75 to 1052 and encodes 325 amino acids. The transcript is spliced from 8 exons.
ACUCCGACUAUUGUGUAUAAGCCCGCGAUUUAAACCCACGUGUGCGCCAUUAGUUUAGUGCAUGUAUGUAGUGCAUGGGACGGGCGGUAGAGUCAGAAACUGCAACGGACAAGUGUAGCUGGAAAAGAACUCCAAAAAUGGCCCCAAAUCCGAAGCUGUCAGAGAUUGAUACUGAAGAUGACGUCAGCUACGAGCUGCGAAGGCAGAAAAACAUCGAAGAAAACAAAGCCAUGCUGAAUCAGUUGCUGUCAGACCUGCAUGGAAUGCCUGGCCUGCCUCGUCGUUCCAACUCGACCAAGAGAUCCCCCAAGACCCGGAAAUCCCUGGACUGCAGUUUCAUCCGGCGGCGCAACCCUUCCCGCAAGGCGCGCCUGAGCACGCCGCUGUUUGCCCGCCCCUCCAUCAUCCGGACCCGGGGGCAGAAGAGAAGGGCGGAGACUGGGGAGGAGGACGAGGUCAAAGUUUACGUGGACGACGACGAAGACCUGUUUCCUGUUAAAGAGGGGGAGAAACUGAUCAUAAAAUUUGGCCCAACGUUAAAGAAAUCCUCCCUGGGCUCGGGCAAUGAUUCUGACUCCGAUUUUGAGGUUUACGAGGAUGAUGAGAUGGAAGAACUGCCGACGCCGACGAAACGCCGGCGGCUGAACAACCGCCCUCGGGAGGCGGUGAAGCGACCAGAAGACAUCACGGAGGAGGAGCUACGUAUGGUGGCCGAGUGCGUCAGGGACAAGAAGUACAACACUGAAGUGGGCACCAGUUGUCACCAGUGUCGUCAAAAGACCAUCGAUAUGAAGACCAUCUGUCGUGAUGACGGCUGCACUGGGGUCAGGGGUCAGUUCUGUGGGCCGUGUCUGCGGAACCGCUACGGUGAAGAUGCAAAGGCCGCCCUGCUGAACCCAGACUGGAUCUGUCCGCCGUGUCGUGGCAUCUGCAACUGUAGUUUUUGUCGCAAGAAGCAAGGCCGUCAUGCCACCGGCAUUCUAAUCCACCUUGCCAGGGGGAGUGGUUACUCCAGCGUUAAGGAUUACCUGGAAAAAUUUUCGAGGGCUUGAGGACCCGCCAACAGUGCCUUGACUUCAACUGCUGCAGACUACUCAGGUCAGAGGUCAAAAGGUCAAAGCAUGGACUUACGUUCCAGCCAAGUUUGAAAUAUGCACACUCAGAAUGUUUUUUUAGGAUAACAGUACUCAGAGCCAGACAAUAAUUCGUAGUUUUUUGGGUUAAGAAUUUUUGUUUAAAUAGUGGAUUUUUUGUAAAAACUGUUGCUAGGAUACAUGUAUUCUUUUGUAUUAUAUCCCACCGAUUUGGAUUCUUGUAUUUCUGUAACUGAAUUGAUAGCCUGAAAUACUUGUUUAAGAGUAAUUUCAAGCCGAUAAAAAGAUUGCCUGUUAGUGUUUAGUUACUAGAUUGUUGUACUAAAACUGGAACAAAUAAAAUAAAUAAUAUUCCAAAAUAAAAUUGAAGCUUUUCCUUAGAUAUAAAAUGGUAACAGAAGACGUUGCCGUUUUAGAAAUUUUUUAAUGCUUUGUUUUGGAUUUUUUUUAAUGUUAGUUAUCAAAGAAGUUGGAUUAGUUGCACACAAGACCAAUUGUAGAGCAAGCACGAGACCAUUCACAAGACCAGCCGCAAGUAACAGGGGACGAACAAUGACAAGGGAAUGCUUUUGUAACAGUUCAUUUGAACAGCUUGUGACUUGACUUGAGACUGGAGGACUUGUGAUGGUCUCGUGAUGAUCUUGCGAUGGUCUUGUAAUGAUCUUAUGUUGGUAUUGCGAUGGUCUUUUGUUGAUCUUGUGAUGGUCUUGUGAUGGUCUUGUGUUGGUCUUGCGAUGGUCUUGUGUUGGUCUUGUGUUGGUCUUGUGAUGGUCUUGUGAUGGUCUUGCGAUGGUCUUGUGAUGGUCUUGCUAUGGUCUUGCGAUGGUCUUGUGUUGAUCUUGUGUUGAUCUUGCCAUGGUCUUGUGAUGGUCUUGUGAUGGUCUUGUGUUGGUCUUGUGUUGGUCUUGUGAUGGUCUUGGGAUGUCCUUGCGAUGUUCUUGUAUGGUCUCCACUUCAACACUGCUGUUCGGCUGAUUAAUCCCUUUAAUAAGGCCCCCCUCCUCAAGUCUGUGGAAAUUGUUCUUCCACAAGCCUGAUUUGAUUCAUCUUAAAUGUCUUGUUGAAGAUAUAUGUUGUAAGAAUAAUGUUUUAAAAGUCCUAAAUGAUUUCUUGCAGCGUCAUUGCAUCUUAGCUUGGAUUUUUAUAGUUUUUGUAUUGCCAAAAAAGAGAAAUUAUUGUAAUGUUGCUUGGAUUGGUUUUAUUUUUUGUACCGCGAUCAAAGAAGAAUUUAUUUGAGAAAAGUCUUUGUCGAAGCUGCUUGGCCAUUGGGCUGCUGCUUGUACGGUUUUAUUGUAAUCUUUAAUUAAUCACUGCAGUUAUGUAAGUUUUGCAAAAAAAUAUUCCGUGAGGAGAAAAAAGUUGCAAUUCUUCAACUUCUAGAGAGAAAUUAGUAAAUUUUCAGAAGAAUUUCCUCUUUUAAUUAUGAUGUUUGUAUAGAGGAUGUUUAAUCAACGAUUUUUCAACAAACAGAAACAAUGUUGCAAAAAUCACGAAAGCCUUUGCGCCAUGCAUUUACCGUGUCAUGUGAUUAUCAUGUGACAGUCACGUGUCAGCUAGUCACAUAUACCAACAGCCGUCAAUUAAUCAAGAUUUUAUAUAUUCAACUAUUUGUUAAAACAAUUUAUAUUUGGGAAUUUAAAUUUGAAUUUGUAAUAAUAUUUGAAUUUUAGAUUAAUUUCGUAAUAUUUUUUUAUUGAUAAUCUUGUUACUGUUUUGUCUUUUUGCAUGUAUUUUCAAUGAAUUGUUUAUUAAUAAAUUGUUUCAAGCAAUGCA